Molecule: messenger RNA, 723 nt
Organism: Marasmius oreades (fairy-ring Marasmius)
Lineage: Eukaryota; Fungi; Basidiomycota; Agaricomycetes; Agaricales; Marasmiaceae
Exons: 2
Coding region: 1-723 (240 amino acids)
Source: RefSeq, a predicted model, not a curated record
AUGUUUUCAAUUAUCUAUCUCUUGACGGUACCGCCACUCGCGUUAAUACACAUUCCCUCCGCUGUCAUGAGCAUAUCCGUUGAGGAUUUGGUCUGUUCUUUCUCUUCCAAUCAUAUCGGUCAAGAGGCAAUGGAUCUAGCGGUUCUUCAGGCACAACUAGCCCAGGCAUUCUUUAACCAAUCUUCAGAGUUGUCUUCGUCGCAAAAGCCAGCGGGAGAACCCUUCUCCCAACCAUGCAAUACACCCACAGGACGAACACCUUCCACCAAUCUCAGCUGGGGAGUAGCAGAUGCUCAACGAGUAAACCGGCGGAACUCUGAAGAUGUGUCCAGAGAGCUAGAUGAUGUCGAGGAUGAACGAAUGGUGGAGGACAUACUUGUUCCAUCUUCCCCAGCGCCGGCUGGCGCACCCAUCUUUUCAACUCAACCUCUGUCGAGGACGUCACGAUCGCACAGUAGCGCCAUCCCCUUAUCGCCCUCUUCCCCCACUUUUGUUUCAGACACUUCAAGCUUCACCUCGACGGAUCCAUUCUAUCUUGCACAGCUCCAAGCUAUGCAAACCACUGCAUCACCGUCGUCCGUCUUCACGCAAUUAGGGAGGCCCUCACAACAAUCGCCAUUUGUCAAUCAACAGCAAAGAUUCGAGCCGUUUGGAUACAGUUCUUCCAUUUCUCUGGAGACACGCAAUAUGUUCGCUACCACAUCAGUCGCCUUAGAGCGGUGA